AUGAGCCCAGCAACACAUCUUAUCUUCAUAUCAACUCCAGCCAUGUCCCGUGGUGGUGGACACUCCGACAAGGUAGUGCGACUGAAUGUAGGUGGCUCCUUCUACACAACCACAAGACCAACACUGUUGUCUGUUCCUGGUACAGUUCUGCACCAGAUAGCCUCUGGAUCCAUGCACUGCCCAAGAGAUGACCGUGGCUACAUCGUCAUUGACCGAGAUGGACAUACCUUUAGAUACGUACUGAAUUUCCUGCGGACCAACAAACUGAUCAUCCCCAUUGGUUACCGGGAGUUGGACAUUCUCAGAGAAGAAGCCAGGUACUACGGACUGGAUCACUUGGUGGCUGCUGUGGACUCUAUUAUUGAGGGCAGGAAGAAGAGAGCCCGGGGGCGGCGCUGGAACGGAGCAGCCCGCAGACUCAGCGCUAGUGUUGGGGAAAAUCUCAAUCUUCUGCCUGAAGAUGACGGCGAUGACUUGGACUUUUUUGAGGACAGCUGGAUUGGUGGCUCCAACUCGCUUCAGUGA
Candidula unifasciata is the source of this 525-nucleotide messenger RNA. Lineage: Eukaryota; Metazoa; Mollusca; Gastropoda; Stylommatophora; Geomitridae. The record is from the annotation of a GenBank genome assembly.